GUGACUUGGGUGUCUGACUAAAGAGGGAAUUUAAAUAUCAGAAGUGCUUUGAGAGACUUCCCUGGCAGGUCUGGUGUUUAGAACUCCAACCUUCCACUACAAAGGCUUGGGUUCAAUCCCUACUCAGGGGACUAAGAUCCCACAUGCCAUGUGGCCAAAAACACAAAAAAACAAAACAAAACAAAAGCUGUGAAAGUAGAGUUAUUUAAAAUUUACUUCCAAUUUUGCAAUUUUGAUAUUCUAUUAGUACAUGUUUUAACACUGAAUAUGCUUCUUUAAAUGUGAGACCUGGCACCAUUUCUCCAUACCUUGCUUCAGCCUUGCAGCCUAACAAUGACUUAGGGUACUAUGUUGGCUUGUCUGUCUGACAGCCAGUGACAUCGUUGGUUCACUUUAAGUUUCUAUGUCUUAAAACAAAUUUUCACCGGCACCCCCAGCUCCACAAAGGUUUUGCUUCAAAGUCACACCUUAAAAUUGCCUUGUAAAUCAUCUAUUAAGUCAUUGCUAAAAAUGUUGAACUAAAUAGAAGUAAGAAGAGUUCAACAGCAUUAUGUUUGAGAUCUCACUGUGUGCUAUAAAAGAUGUUUUCCAACUCUACAACUUUAAUGUUUUCCAACUUUCCAACUCUAGUAACUUGAAACCAUAAUGUGUUUGGAUUUCCACAGAAUAAAGAUCAUAAAUUUGGCCACACACAGAAUAGUGAGUUGGCUAUUGCAAAGUUGCUGCAAGGGUAGGGGCUGGCACGGUUUUAUCAGACAGGUUACUAAACAAACGUUGAGGAGGCCAUUCCUUAUAGAAUGGUUUAAGAUAAUAUAUCUGGGAGAGCUGUAACUGUAAUUAGGUCUCAGUUUGGUGACAUGGGGCUUAGCAUAAGUGACUCCACUUGGAGCCUGUUGUCUUGUUUUUAACACAAAAUAAAUGUGUUUGGGGACCUCAGCUUAUCUUUACAGUGACUACAGAAGGCACUGAUUUAUCCCUUCCACUUUUCAAAUGAGGAAACUGCAGCCCUGGGUGGUUCUGGAGUGAGUUUGAAGUUGUCUUAGGUUGAUGGGAGAGCCCAGGUCUAAAGUGACACACGGGCACAGCGGUGACAGGGGAAGGGAAAGCACAUGUUGAGGCUACCGCAUGCUUGGAACUGUGAUACUUAAACUAGAGUGUGUGCACUGUGAGUACGUCUACAUGACUCUCUGACCCCCUAGCACUGAGGGAGAUGGAACCCUGUCCUGGGAGAUGGCUCAGAGGCUCCCAUCCAAAUGGGAUGGGAUCGAUGACCCAUCGAUGACCACAUCCCUUGCCUUCUUCAACUUCACUUCUCCUGAGACAGAAGCAGAUGGCAGCUGAGCAAGAGAAGGUAGGGGCGGAGUUCCAGGCUCUGCGGGCCUUCCUGGUGGAGCAGGAGGGUCGGCUCCUAGGCCGCCUAGAGGAGCUGUCCCGGGAGGUGACACAGAAGCAGAAUGAGAACCUGGCCCAGCUUGGGGAUGAGAUUGCCCAGCUCUCCAAGCUCAGCAGUCAGAUCCAGGAGACAACGUGCAAGCCUGAUCUUGACUUUCUCCAGGAAUUCAAAAACACACUAAGCAGGUGCAGCAAUGUGCCUGCCCCCAAGCCAACCACAGUCUCUUCUGAGAUGAAGAAUAAAGUCUGGAAUGCUUCCCUCAAGACCUUUGUCUUAAAGGGGCUGCUCAAGAAGUUCAAAGAGGAUCUUCGGGGAGAGCUGGAGAAAGAGGAAAAAGUGGAGCUGACCUUGGACCCCGACACGGCCAACCCCCGCCUCAUCCUCUCUCUGGAUCUUAAGAGCGUUCGCCUUGGACAACAAGCCCAGGACCUGCCCAGCCACCCGCGCCGCUUCGACACCAACACACGAGUUCUGGCUUCCUGCGGUUUCUCCUCUGGGAGGCACCACUGGGAAGUGGAAGUGGGCUCCAAGGACGGCUGGGCCUUCGGCGUGGCCCGUGAGAGCGUGCGCCGCAAGGGUCUCACGCCCUUCACCCCGGAGGAGGGCGUCUGGGCGCUGCAGCUCAACAACGGGCAGUACUGGGCGGUGACCAGCCCUGAACGGACGCCCCUCAGCUGUGGGCACCUGUCCCGCGUGCGGGUCGCCCUGGACCUGGAGGUGGGGGCUGUGUCCUUCUACGCUGCAGAAGACAUGCGCCACAUCUAUACCUUCCGCGUCAACUUCCAAGAGCGCGUGUUCCCUCUUUUCUCUGUCUGCUCCACCGGCACCUACUUGCGAAUCUGGCCUUGAGAGUCAUUGCCCGGUCUCCCGGAGGGAGUAAGCCAGCCAAGGGUGAACUCCUCCCAGUCCUGGCUGCCCAUGGGAAGGGUUGUUGCCCUCGGAUGGAACCUCCUGGACACUUUGGGUCUGUCUUCCUGACUGUUGCCCCAGGCUGCCUUAGAGGGGCUUCUGCAGACCACAACAUCAAAGACAUGAGAUCGGGCUACUGGGGAAAAGGGCUCUAAGGCUAAUUGAGCAGGGGAAUAUACGGCCUUGGACUCUCCCUCCUGUCUCUUGCCUGUUGUCCCGGUGAGGAUUUGGCCUGAACUGUAGGAGGUGGAGGUGGAUGAGGAGAGGAGCCCAGCUCCAUCAGAGGUGCUUCCUAUCACUACCCCAGCUCAGCAGGACCUCUAGUUCCAUGGAACAAAACCAAGCUCUGGCUGUGCAAGGGGGCAGCUUCAUGAUCCCUUCUGCUUUGCCUUCUUGUCAGCUGCCAGCUUUGCCUUCAGAGACCUGGAUCUGGCGAGCUUGACAAAGUCGUCUACUCAGGGAGGAGCAUGGUAUUUCCAGCCCAAAGGAGAGUCUAGGCCAGAACUGGGAAGAGAUUUUCAUAUGUACAAUAGGAAUAGCCCAGGACAACAGCCUAUUGGCAUUGCUGUCACUCGACACAGCUUAGCCUGAUGAGAGUAUAUGUACAUCCUUGGCCACAAUGACAGGCCCACGAUCUCACAUUUGCCUAAACCCUUUCCAAGUGCCAAAGUACAGUCUCCCUUGGGUAAGGAGACCAAAGAUUAUGGAAUUUUGAAACUCAAGGCAGCACUUAUAAUUCUACAGAAGCAACCAACUCCAGCAUGGAAAUGUGCAGGGCACAGGCAUAUCCCUGACAGACAGUUCCAGGAGCUUCUCAAAUGUAUGCCAAUGGCAGAAGACCCUGGUUUCACGGUCUGCUCAGUCUGUACCCUGGCCGGUGUUAGUCCCUUGGCUAAUUGUUCCCCAGAUUCUGUAUGGCUGUGUUUCUGGGAGAGUGGAGGUGGGCUGUUCACUGCUUAGUAUGCUCCUGGAAAGGGGGAUGGAAAUACAGACUGUGAGCUCAUUUA
Molecule: messenger RNA, 3309 nt
Organism: Odocoileus virginianus texanus
Lineage: Eukaryota; Metazoa; Chordata; Mammalia; Artiodactyla; Cervidae
Source: RefSeq, a predicted model, not a curated record